Molecule: messenger RNA, 2157 nt
Organism: Anoplophora glabripennis (Asian longhorned beetle)
Lineage: Eukaryota; Metazoa; Arthropoda; Insecta; Coleoptera; Cerambycidae
Gene: snky
Product: E3 ubiquitin-protein ligase DCST1
Exons: 4
Coding region: 1-2157 (718 amino acids)
Cellular component (GO): membrane
Source: RefSeq, a predicted model, not a curated record
AUGAAAAACGCUGACAAGUAUCUAGCAAACGUUAAAAAAUUCCUUAGAAAAGUACCCUUGCUAUACAAACUGCUCUGUACAGAAAAACACGAACACAAAACCCUCAAGCGAGUAGUCGGCUUCAUAUACGGCAUUAUCCUAGGAAUUCUAUUCCACAAGUUCAUCUUAGUUGACCUGAACUUUACGGAAGACGCCUCAUUUUUCGUCGCACUGAUAAUAUGCCUAAUGCUCGCUUUUGGCAUAGCCUUCUCCUCCCAAAUAAGAUGCAUCACUUGUCUCACAUUUCCCAGCUUCGGAGGGAAGGUAGGAAGGAGCGUUCUCAAAGCCAUGGUGGUGGCUUUCAUCAUUUCCGGUCCAGUGGAGAACCUGGCCAACAACGGAAAGGAAGUCGUUAGGGUGUUCGCUUGUUCGGCAUCUUUGACUUACAAUCUGACCAAGACCAGGUUUGAACUGAUGUACAAACCUUUCACCGAAGCUAUUUUCGGAAUGAAGACGGACGUGAACGAGGUGAAAGAUACGAUAAGGUCCAUUAGAGACGUGUCCUCGCCCAUCACGGGAGAGAUAGAAGACGAGUCUGAGAUGAAGAAGAUGAAGGAAGAGAAUGACUAUUUGGACGAGCAAGUAGGGGACACGAAGAGGUCGUCCUUGUUGGAUGCCAAGUACCAAACGAAAGGUGAACAAGUUGAAGCUGAGAGAUUCGAGAAGAAGUACCUGAAAAAAAUCGAGAUGCGGUGUGAAAGCCAGUUCACCAGCGCGGGAAAGAAGUGCCGCAACAUGUUCGAAAGUGCCUACAACAAGUGCUACGACACCGUCUCCUGGAUAGCUGCUUGGCUGUUGUGCUGGCCGAUGAAACUAGACUUCGUUUGCAACAUAGCAGAAGCGAUAGGCGGUGCCAACAGAUGCGAUCCCUCCAAGGAGAUAGACCCAGGUUUUGGAGAAGGUUAUUCUUACCUGAAACAUUCCAGAGAAUCCCUGGCUCAAAACUUCAAGGACGUCAGGCUGCAGUACAAGAUACCAAAGAUCCAACAGCUUCGAGACAUCAGAGACGCUAGAGACACCGCUGUAGCGGUAAUGCAUACUGUCCAACAGAAGAAAAAUUUACUCUCCACCUUUCUCGUCGUUAUCAAACGCAUAUUAGCUUUUGUUUUCCUAAGGAUAAUCAUACAGUCCCAAAACUACCACGACAAGUACUUGAGGGACAUCGAGUUCGACAACAUCUUCAUAACGAAGUACUUCAGGAAGAUAGACGCCCGUAGGAAGGUGCAAGAGAAACACACCUUGCUUCCGCUGAAGAAAAUUGAGAGGAAGAAAAUGGUGGAUGUAACAUCGCUUACUCCUUUGAAGAGCGAGAGAGAAAAGAUACUGAGGGAAACAGCUGUACUGCUCCUGGAAAUGAUCACGGCUACGAUUCUGGUACUCCUGGACAAGCUUUUUUAUGAGACUCUGGAUCUGAUCAGGAGACACGCCAGAAUAGACUACGUCCAAUCUGGCAAACAUGACAUCAUGAUAGACGUUAAAGGGAAGCCAUGGUUGUGUACUGGAAUGAUAGCUUCUGUGCUCAGAUCACUCGUUAAGGGAUUCAAUGUAAAAAAACGUAUUCGAAUCGAGAGAACCAACGCGAUAUGCCUUCCGAGGCCCAAUUUGCUGCUAAAGUAUUAUAUUUUCAAAAUAUACGGUACGUAUUUUGCGAUAUGGGUCAUGAUGUUGGUCCAGGCGUAUAUGCUGAGGUUGAGGAGUGUCAUCUGCGGUUAUUUCUACAGAAAGAGACAGAAAAAACGCAUACUGUUUCUUUACAACGAAUCACUGAAGAGGAGAAUCGGAUUCUUCAGAUUCAUGCGCAAGAAAGUGCAAACUAUGGCGAGAGAGCACCGCUUGAAAGAGAAUUUCAACGUCUUCGCCAUCCUCAGGAUGAACUAUCCUCAAAAAUGCAACUGGUUGUACAUUUUUCCUUGUGCAAGGCGACGCUGCUUGAUUUGUGACGAGGUGGAACCAAGCAAGAACAGCGAUUUUGUGGAAUGUCCUGACGAGGCUUGCCAUUUUAUAUACUGCAAGGAAUGUUGGAUCGAUAUGGACAGCUUGUGCUUGGCUUGCCAGGCUAGAAACGACGAAAGUUCUAGUGGGGUUGAUACUACGUCUGACGAUGACACCGACUUUUAG